ACUUUCUGUCCACCCACCCAAUGCACAUUGGAAUAUCGGCGGGCGCCUCACUUCGACACGCAAGCUAAGCUUCGCAAUCCAAAGAGAGAGAGAGAAAAUUGCUCUUCGCUCCAAAAAGAACGACGAGCUACCACAGACAGCGAUUCGAAGCUCUGCAACUGGUACAAGCGCACACACUCCUGUGUGAAUCUCGCGAGCCCCGCAGUUUGCCUCGACUGCCUUUCCGCGGCGAUAUAAAACCCCCGCCGUACCGCUCGCGAUUUCGUCUUGUUGGAUCUGUUCAAUCUCUUUCCCGCUCAUUUGAGCAGCAGCCAGCUUCAAUCGGUACUUAAGGCACCUCAAGUAUAUCAACAAGAAUAGAGAACCUGUCCGGCCAUGCAUUAGUGGGAGGGGGACCUCUCAUUUUGUGUCUUCUUUUUUCUGGCGCGUCCUUCCUUGCUUGGUUGGAUGACAUCGCCAACCCAACUAAAUCGGACCUACGAAAAAAGAAACACACUAUUUCCCUUGGAUAUCCAUGGAUACGUGCCACCGGAACUUUUUCUAACCCUGUUCCCUUUACGUUCCGGCAUCCCUCUAGACAUGCUUUUCUGCAAACCAAAUGGCAGCUCCUCCUUACGACACCAAUCCCUUUCCUAAUAAUGCCUUGUUAUUUGAUAUAUACACCGACGGCGCUGUCCAACAGUCGCACACUCUGGCUCCGGCUCCUGCUCCAGCCCCACCCCCAGCUAACCUCCCUCGAGGACCAUGCGGUUUCGUCGAUCUGACCCCCGGUGCUAAUGGCGCCAGGUGUGGCUGUCGACGCUUCUGGAGUAGACCUCACAACCAAAUGUUGCCAUCCGCAGACCAGCCCUUUUGGUGCAUGUGCUCACACCAUGCUUGCUACCAUGAGGAUGCUCAAGUUGCGCAAACACCGCCGGUGCAGACGCCCAUCGUUGCCGCACCUCCUCUGGAUCGCGACUCGUUUGGCGGUCAGGAAAAUGAGAGGCCGAGGGUAAAUAGGGAACCCCUCACCCCAGUACAGGACAUGGCCGCCUUCCAAACACCGGGUAGCUUAGGACAGACUCUGGACUGGCCCGGUCUCAGCCUGGCGGGUUCUUCUUUCAAAUCGGACCUUGCGGUCGUGACUGCGCCGCCGCCACCUUCUUCUCACGCCCAUCAGGCUACCCAGGCCUCUGGUCAUGGUCGAGAUGCCUCUCUGCCUGAUACGUUGCCUUGGACCAACCUCCCCGCUCCAAAUCCUGGAGGACUUGGCCUUCCACCUAUCCCUUCACAAUGUCUUUUCAAUACGCAAUCAUUCUCAACGACAUCAAGUCAGACUGGGUACUUGAUGCCCUUUGGUGGUAAAGGUCUCCAUACUCUUGAUAUCAAGGCCACCGCAACACCGAACGAUAAUUGCGCUCCUGGCACCGACCCAAAUGCCACUGUACCCAAUACUCAGACCUCUUCACCCAUGGAGCCAAUUCCCAUGCCGUCGGCGCCAACUCCUAGAGGUGCCUCGAUUCAGGAUACCAAUAUUGCACCAUCAAUAGUUCAGCCGCAUAGUUCUAACGAAGAAGCAUUACGGAUCUUGAAAGACACCGUCCAAGACCAUGGGCAUCGUUUGGAUAAGCUGGAGAACCAGUCAUUUUCUGUUGCUGGCCAUGACGAUUGCCACGAAAAAUAUGACCAAACGGACCUGAAAGUAACUGAACUCGAGUCUCGCGUCGAGGAAGUCGAAAAAAGACUGAAUGACGACAAUAGCACUGUUAUCAGCAGCAUUCGCGGGACUGGUACUUACAGCGCUACUCACGCAUUCCCCCAGUCCGAGGUCUAUAGCCAACUUCAGCAGCUGCAGGCACAGGUUAACAGACUACAGGCCUCCUCGCUACCCACAUACAGCUCACCCUGGGAUGUUGAGGUUGUAGUUAUUCCUUUUCCGCUUAAAGGCGUAUGGAUGCCAAGGCAUGAAUUCUCGAGCCAGAGGUCAACAAACAUUGCGGACACUGCUCCUUGGGACACUCUCGUGGACGAGUGGACGCAGCUACCAAAUACUCAUAGCAGACAAACGCCGGAUCCUCAGUCAUCCUUAGUAUCCAACUGGCUCGAUCAAUCAGCAUCUUCGGCGUGGCUGUUGCCUCGAGCAUGUGCCCCAGGUCGCAUGAUCGACGAGCGCCUGCGGAGUCGCGGCCUCAUCAAGACCGUAUCUGUCAAGGGCUCCGAUGCUAGAAGUGUUCAUCUCGCAAUCACUGCAGCAUUUCAUGGGGUGUUCAAAGCCAUGCAAGUGGAAACCGCCAGUCAUCGAUCGUCCCCAGUGACCAGCGCUAUGUUCGAUAAGUUUCUGGGACUCAGCCUGCCGUGGGUACCACUUCGCAAGAUGCACAAGGACUCUCGGCUACGUUUCCUAUCACCGGCCGAAAUGUUGACACCAACACUGUGGGAUACGGGUUUCCUUAUGUCCAGUGUCGUUAUGAAAGCCACUGGCCUGCAUCGCCUUUACGUCACCCAACCUGAAGCUUAUGUGCAAGAUAAGAUCUCCAGAGAUAGCGGAUCUGGUUGGACAUGGCAAAGACUUCGUGAGCUUGCACCCGCGUUACCAGAUUCUCAGAGCUCUUCGGCCAGCACAGUAGAUGCUGAGGAGGACGAGCAGUGUUGGAAAUGGAAUGAUCGUCUAGAUGAACUUCCGGCGGCCGAGCCUUCUCGCGAGCAGGUGGCUGGGGCAAACAGGUCUCGAUCCGCAGCAGCGUCAUCGUCGCAAGUUUUCUACACUGCACAAUCGCCAGCAACUACUCGGGCCAAGAGUCCAGUGAUGCUAAGGGAACAACGAGGCUCACGGCCCCCACACCUAAGAACUUCUUCGAUGCCUCAAGUUGCGCCAGCGCUCUCUUCUCCUGCUGGACAGCCUGCGGUAGCCAGAGUCGCUUCGUAUACCGCCGUUGUCUCCAAGUCCAGCCCUUAUGAGCGGCGGCCUUCACCCUUGGUUGCUCGCCCUAGCCCGCGCCUACCAAUGAUGCGGCAUGUAGCUUCAGAGACUGCGAUGGUGUCAGCCGUUGGUGCCGUGAAGAGGCGAUCUGGAGGUGGCCGUGGCAGCAGUCGAUCCCCUAGUAUACGACCGCGAAACACGCCACGAUGGAGCACCAACAGCAUUCGUAGUCGUAGCACCAGUGUAGCAUUGCGCGAUGUCUCGGUCGCACCUGAAGACCACAGGAUGCGUGGUACUACACCAUUCUGCUAUGCGACCCCUUACAGCACUGCACCAGUCGAGACGACCAGGGGACCUGUCGAAGGUCCUUCCUCAACAGGCAACAGUGGGCGAAGAAUCAGUAACCCAGACGAGAACAUGGACUAUGAAGAAUACGGGAGUGGCUCAGACCUAUACGAUGACCACGAGAUGACAAACCAAGAGCUGAAUGAGGACUUUGAUGACGACGACGAUGAUAAUGCGGAUCCAGAUUUUAACGUCUACCAAGAUUAUUCGGACGACAUGGACGAUGAUUCCAACCCUAGCGACACCAGCAGGGACUUCGGAUGCUCCGGGCAGUCUACUUUUGAGUCACAAGAGCAAGUGAAUGCGCAAAUACUCCCCGAAGACGAGGUUUGGCCUGGGAUAGAAGACAACAUGUCAGAUGGCGAAAAUAUUGAUCCGGAGUCCCAGGAUAUCGACAUCCAAGAUGCUGCGAGCGAUAUAAGCAGCCAACCAUCCCAGUACCCGAGCACUCAUCGCGCGUGGCAAGAACAAGGAGCAACAGGAGGGCAGGGUCUAGCUGGAAACGAUAACACGGGUUUCAGAAUUCAUGAAGAUGAUGAAGACAAUGAGAACGCAGCAAUGCCUGGUGCAGGAUUUGCAACACGUUGGUGACUGGGUUGAGUCUUUGUUUAUGACACCUUGGGCGGAUAAGUACUUUGGGAUUCAUUUUGGGAUUAUAUAAAGGACCGGGGAUCGGCGGUUAUGCUUUUUUUCUUAUAUGGAGUUUGGCGGGCUGUUUUCCGUGGCCAUAGAAGCGAGCGAGCGUUUCCUUUUUCUUCAUAUCUUUUUCAUGUAUCCGGCGGGGUGUCCUCACAUGUCAUGUCAAGCUCGCCUUCUCUUCUCACUUGACUGUAAAUUUCCCCCUUAACAUUGCUGUACUGCUACUACAAAACGAGUGUCGUAGUGGGGCGUGGUGAAGGAUGUAAGAGCUGAUCCCAGUAAUUUUGCGUGUACAACAAAUACGAAUACAAAGACAAACUUGAUAUUCUGCCCCU
This is a messenger RNA of Pyricularia oryzae 70-15, 4218 nucleotides long. RefSeq lists its product as uncharacterized. The record is from RefSeq and is a predicted model, not a curated record. Lineage: Eukaryota; Fungi; Ascomycota; Sordariomycetes; Magnaporthales; Pyriculariaceae. Bases 599 to 3835 code for a protein of 1078 amino acids. The transcript is spliced from 2 exons.